UAUUAUAUUUGGGAUUACCCAACACCAUCCAAAAACUCUUGAUCGUUUCGCAGAAAGCCAGAGCCAAUCAGCAGAUAUCAUGUUCAAUUUUAUGGGGUUUACUAUAAAUCAAAGCAAAUCAACCACAACCCAGUUCCGUUUAUGAAAUUUGUGGAGUUGGGUUGUGCUUUGUUUUGGAUUUGAUAUUGAUUAAUCCAUUCAAAUUGCGUGGUUAGAGUCGUUCCUCUAGAAGAUCUAACAAAAAGCUCUGGGUUGUUUUCUUGGAAGGGACACCACUCAUUCACUGAAGGUUUGAUCACACAAGGGUCGAGAGUGGGACUGCCUGUGUGAGAAAAUUUGUGGUAACUGACGUUGAAGUUUGAUCCAUGCCUCUUGCAGUUUAAGAGAGUUGAACAAAUGACAAAAAUUCAUUCUUCGGGAGUGUAGAUUUAAUUUCCUGCAGCUGCCGGUACUUUCUGCCUACUUGAUUUUUAUUGGGAUGAGUAUCAUAAGGUCACAAAUUCAUUCAAGGUGGGAAGAUUUCGCUGCAAGGCAGGAUUAAUCACUUUAUGGUCAUGGAUAAUUCUAAUGAGACAUCUAAUGGAUGUAGAACAGUCAACAACGGCCAUAUGGUUACGCGGCACAGUUCUUACUUAGCAAGCAAUAGGGUAUCACUACCAUGGCUUGAUGUGAGAGUCUUUUAUGUUAGAAUAUGCAAAUGUGAGAUUGAUGAUUCCACACCUGAGUCUCUCACACUUGACCACAUCCCACUAAAUCCUGAUACCCUUCUUGAAGUGAAUGGUAUCAGGACCGGCAUGAAUUCUAAUGGAGCAUCGACUCUUCUUAGAAGGGAUCGACUUGAUAAGAAAUCUGAAGAAACUACAUUUGUCAGCACGGAUAGUAUAAGGAUGUCUGGGAGCGUGAAGUUUGAAGUUUUCGAUGAGGAUGUCCUUGUGCUAUCAGGCGUUUUAGAAUUGUGUAAAAGUAAUGGUCUUCCUGGUGAAUCAAGAAACAAUUGCCAGGGUUGGAGCAUGAACAUCAACUCAGAUAUCACUAUAGAUACUUGUUUCCUGAAAGCAAAACAAUUCAUGGGUCAAGAUUCAUUUUCACCAACAAUUGAAGUCUAUGUUGCAGGAUCCUUCUUGGACUCUCCAAUAAUCUUAACCAAGACUAUGCAGCUUGUAAGAAGGAGGCAAAUAAAGAAGGGUCCUUUAGAGUCGAUACCAGAAUGUGAGGCAUCCGAAUGCAAGGAAAAUGUUCCUACCCAGUUUGCUUUGGAGGCAUCAGAUUACAAACCAGAAAAUGAAGAUUACCAUCACCGGUACUCGGGGAUGGAAUAUUUUGAUGGAGAAGAUGGGGAGCUAUCAUGGUUCAAUGCUGGUGUUAGGGUGGGUGUUGGCAUUGGCCUUAGCAUGUGUGUCGGAAUAGGAAUAGGAGUGGGCUUGCUGGUUCGAACUUACCAAGGAACCUCCCGAAACUUUAGACGACGGCUGCUAUAAUCCACACUCAUCCCUGUUUACCAUUUUAGCAUAAUAGUACAUUAGAUUCUACAUCUUGUAAUCAAGAGGAAGAGAACUUUGGUUGUUUCUGAAGGAUUCCCAUUGUGAUUUUGGGGCUCCACAUCUGUAUAAAAGCAGUAUCGUUGCCCUAUGGCCUAUGUAUCCUGCACUUACCUGCAUAUGCAAGAAAUUAUCUAUUAACAUCGCUUGCCCCAUAUGAAUGCUACAUUGUGUUGAA
Messenger RNA from Tripterygium wilfordii, 1716 nucleotides. RefSeq lists its product as uncharacterized. The record is from RefSeq and is a predicted model, not a curated record. Lineage: Eukaryota; Viridiplantae; Streptophyta; Magnoliopsida; Celastrales; Celastraceae. Bases 549 to 1478 code for a protein of 309 amino acids. Gene Ontology annotation, molecular function: phosphoglycerate dehydrogenase activity. The transcript is spliced from 4 exons.